This is a messenger RNA of Vigna umbellata (rice bean), 1109 nucleotides long. RefSeq names its product beta-carotene isomerase D27-like protein (gene D27). Gene Ontology annotation, biological process: strigolactone biosynthetic process. Gene Ontology annotation, cellular component: plastid. Lineage: Eukaryota; Viridiplantae; Streptophyta; Magnoliopsida; Fabales; Fabaceae. The record is from RefSeq and is a predicted model, not a curated record. Gene Ontology annotation, molecular function: cis-trans isomerase activity; iron ion binding.
CGUGCUAUUCACACACUCUUUCUUCUUAUAUCUGCCUCUCAUUUCUUCCUCUGUUGACAUUCUUAAACAACAACCACCAUUCCUUAUUUUUCUCUCACUCCAAACUCAUAACAUUCAAAAAUGGUUGCAAAUUGCUUUAGGCUGAACAAGAGUUCAGCACUGUGUUCAACUCAUUGGAACCACACCAAACGUAAACCAGAACACCCUUGUGCCGUUGCAAUGCUCAGAAGACCUUCAGAGAGUAUUACGGAAGAACCAAGAAAAACUAAUGCCUACAACGAUAACUUGUUUGAUCGUUUAGCAAUAAACCAUCUUUCAAAAAGCGUUCAAGAAGCCACAGGACUCAGCAACAACAAGAGUGGGUAUGAGAGCUUGGUCGAAGCAGCUACUGUGGCUAAACACAAAUUUGACCCUAUUGGGCAGCAAGAGGUUAUCAUCCAAGCUUUGGACAGAGCCUUCCCCAGGCCAAUACUUUCAUUCAUAAAGACAGUGCUACCACCAGCAUCUAAACUCUCACGGGAAUAUUUUGCCGUUUUCACCACUUUGUUCUUUGCCUGGUUAGUCGGGCCUUGCAAGGUGAGGGAAUCGAAAGUCAACGGCAGAAGUGAAAAAAAUGUAGUCUACAUCCCAAAAUGCAGGUUUUUAGAGGAGACAAGUUGUGUAGGCAUGUGUAUCAAUCUCUGCAAAAUGCCAUCUCAAACUUUUAUAAAGGACUCUCUGGGAAUGUCAGUCAACAUGGUACCCAAUUUUGAUGACAUGAGUUGUGAGAUGAUAUUUGGAGAGGAUCCUCCUGGAUCAAGUGAUGAUCCAGCACUGAAGCAACCAUGCUAUAAACUAUGCAAGGCAUAUAAAAGUCAUGGAACCGACUGCCUCAGUUAAUGCUCAAGGUGAACAUGGAUGGAACAAGAGUGUCUCCCACAUUGACAUGCCAAAGCUCAGACUCAUCAGCCAUAGUUUCUCUCAUUAAGAAAACAACCAAGUGCUCCACCGCACUUCCAACCAAUCAUUUGCAAGUAGAUUUCCAUCAUUCUUCUUUCUUCUUUCUUCUGCGUUUCCAAUAUGUAAACAAAACCACCAUAUGAUGUUUUUCUCCUUUCCCUAUGUAGUAU